Molecule: messenger RNA, 513 nt
Organism: Puccinia graminis f. sp. tritici CRL 75-36-700-3
Lineage: Eukaryota; Fungi; Basidiomycota; Pucciniomycetes; Pucciniales; Pucciniaceae
Exons: 4
Coding region: 1-513 (170 amino acids)
Source: RefSeq, a predicted model, not a curated record
AUGGCUCAUGAUGGGCUCAAGGCGCUGUUGCUUGAAACACUUCCUCCGGGGAAGACCAAGGAAUCAAUCUUGGGAUUUUUCCCUGUCCUUGGGAGUAUCAUCAAAGAAAACAAACCGGAUGAACCAGCACAACUGAUUGGAACUCAAACAACCAAUCAUAUCAAUAAUCCGCCUGAUAUUCAGGAUCCAAAUCUUUUGGAUGCUGUCAGCAACUAUGACUUGUGUCGUACUCAUAUCAAGUCUACUAAACUUCUGGAACUAACUCAGAAGCUUGAUGUGGUCAUCAAACAAAUCACACGGUCGGCGGCUCAGCGUUCUCACUUUGCUCAUACGGCUGAAAAAUUGAAGAAAAAUUUUGCACCUUUGAUUGCCGGUUAUGGUAUUCAAUGGAAUAUCAGAUACCAGAGCUACCAGAAGGCAAUGGAUGCUCAUGCAAUCAUCAAUCACAUACUGAAGGAAGGCCAGGAGCAAAAGCAGGCUGGCCUCUUUGCAGAUGUUUUCUUCACCCCUUGA